AUGGGACGCGGGCGAGGGGCGGGGCGACCCGGAGACCGCCUACAACACCUCCCGGGCGCAGGCGUGCACUGCUCCAGGCUUGCGCACUGCCGCUCAGGAAUCGGGAACCGGAACGCGCCCUCUGACUUUCCCGGGACCAGAGAAUUCUUGGAUGAGGGUCACGUGGGGAAAGGAGACCGCGCCUAUCCUACUGUUUCUGCCAACUUUCUCUACUGCUCCGUGAGCCGCCAGCCCUCCAACAGAUUUUUGCUCAGAAAGCCGGAGAUCUGUACUGCCAGGGGCUUACGACAGCCGCUCCGUGAGGAGGAGGGUCAGAUUUCUGCGUUUGCUGGGACCCUAGGCUCCAGGCUCUCCCGCCAGCGUCUGCCGUGUGUUCUGACCUCAAACAUUCCCCAGGCAUCCUCAAAGGAAGCAUAUGAGUCCAGGAGCCCCGCCAGGGUCUCCACGGGGCUUCUGGCUGCCAAGCCGCUGUCUGGGGGCCGCGGGCCUGGCCGUGGGCUGCCAGCUCUGUUUGGUUUUCUCCUUCCUGCCUCAGAACCUCAGACGCCGUCUCGCCACGGAGGCGCCCUCAUUCUGGAGAGGCACAAAGCCCCUACACAGCCGGGUUGUGGGAGCUACUUGUGGGGCCUGAAGCUCUGCUCUGCAGGGGCCUGGGACUCUCGAGCAGCAACACCCCAGCUCCAGCUCCCACCAGCCUAUCUCACCAAGUACCACUGGAAAGCACUCUGGCCAUCCCCUGAGGACUUGUGUCCAGCAGAAGCCUUCAAAAGGCCAGACAAGACCAACGGGGGCAGGAAGAUGGGGCAUGUCCUAGACCCCCUCAGCGCCUCAACUCCAGUCAACACCCCUGCUGAGCCCAGUCUCAUUCCAGACCUCAUUACCAGGAUCCCCUGGCCCCGCUGGGCACUCUUUAUCAUCAUUCUUGCUGCUGGAGUCCUCCUGGUCUCUUGUCUGCUCUGUAUCAUCCACUGCUGUUGCCGACGCUGCCAACGCCGGAAGAAACAGCCCAGAGACAAAGAAGCUGUGGGCCUGGGCAGUGCUCACAGGAGCACCACCACUCACCUGGUUCAACCAGAUGUGGACUGCCUGGAGCCCUGCUCUGGGGGUCCCCGACAGUGGGGGCGACUGCUGCUCUCACUGGAGUAUGACGUUGGAAGCCAGGAGAUUAGGGUGGGCCUGAGGCAGGCUGAAAACCUGAAAGCUGAGGGUACAGCAGACCCCUACGCCCGCAUCAGUGUUUCCACUCAGCCUGGGAGAAAACACGAGACAAAGGUGCACCGAGGGACUCUCUGUCCCAUGUUUGAAGAGACGUGUUGCUUCCUAGUCCCACCAGCACAGCUGUCCAGGGCUACCCUGAAGGUGCAGCUGUGGGACUUCAAGCGGUUCUCAGAACACGAGCCACUGGGGGAACUCCAGCUGUUACUGGGUACUGUAGACCCUCAGCAUGUCCUGGAGAGCUGGUACCAGCUGGGUGCUCCAGGUACCACUGAGCCUGAGCAGAUGGGGGAGCUGUGCUUCUCACUGCGCUAUGUGCCCAGCUCAGGCCGCCUGACUGUGGUUGUGCUGGAGGCUCGGGGCUUGAAUCCAGGGCUCGUAGGGCCCUAUGUGAAGGUUCAGCUCAUGUUAAACCAGAGAAAAUGGAAGAAGAGAAAAACAUCCUGUAAGAAAGGCACAACUGCCCCCUACUUCAACGAGGCCUUCACCUUCCUGGUUCCAUUUGGCCAGCUCCAGAGUGUGGACCUGGUGUUGGCUGUCUGGGCUCACGGACUGCAGCUCCGGGCUGAGCCUGUGGGCAAAGUGUUGCUGGGUCCCCGGGCUUCAGGUCAACCUCUACAGCACUGGGCAGAUAUGUUGGCCCAUGCCAGGUGGCCCAUCGCCCAGUGGCACCACCUGCAGUCCCCCAGGGAAGUGGACCAUGCUCUAGCCCUGAAGCCUCACCUACCCCUGCCCAGGCCUCGCUCCUAA
Messenger RNA from Onychomys torridus (southern grasshopper mouse), 1965 nucleotides. RefSeq names its product synaptotagmin 8 (gene Syt8). Gene Ontology annotation, biological process: cellular response to calcium ion; regulation of dopamine secretion; calcium ion-regulated exocytosis of neurotransmitter. The record is from RefSeq and is a predicted model, not a curated record. Gene Ontology annotation, molecular function: calcium ion binding; clathrin binding; calcium-dependent phospholipid binding. Gene Ontology annotation, cellular component: dense core granule; synaptic vesicle membrane; axon. Bases 1 to 1965 code for a protein of 654 amino acids. The transcript is spliced from 13 exons. NCBI's taxonomy places the organism in Eukaryota, Metazoa, Chordata, Mammalia, Rodentia, Cricetidae.